AUGAAAGUUGGCAUAAUCCCUUACCAAAAGGAUGCUGAUUUUGUUUAUAAAGAUUCAACAAUUAAUGAAUCCAAACCAUCUUUGCCGAUAUUGCAUGAAACUCAUGGUUACAUUUAUGAUGACAGGAAUCUAAGAUUUUUGAAACCAGAAGAUAUACCGUUGAAUAAGCGUAAUUUUAUUUACAGACCUUGUUCUGCGAAUCCAUUGUUUACAGAAUUAGGUUAUGCAUGUACUGAAUAUCCCUUUGAUCAUCCAGGUAUGAAUAUGAUGGAUCGAUCUGAUGGUAUCUCAUUGAUUGAAGGUUCAAAUAAUAUUAUCUGUGUGAAAGAUUCAUUAGGUUGGAGAACUAGCAGGUGCGAUGUGUGCAUUAAAGAAGGAUCUUGUUAUUGGGAGGUAGAAGUUAUGAAAGGUGGGUUACCUUCUAUUGAUGAUGAUUCAAACAUGACUUUACAAAGGAAGAAAGAACUAUUCAAUACAACACCUCACUUGAGAAUUGGUAUUUCGAGACGUGAAGCGACUUUGGAAUCACCAGUAGGGUUUGAUUCUUAUGGUUACAGUAUUAGAGAUAUAUCGUUGGAGUCCAUCCAUGAUGGUAAGAUUUCUCAAGUACUAUCAUCAACAGAAUCUUUGAAGAAAGGCGAUCGAAUGGGGUUUCUAUUGACCUUACCAUCAUUUGAAGAACAGGUGAAACAAGCGAAAGAAUAUACUCAAAGAAGAAUCGAUGCAUUGAUAAGUCAUUCAAACGAUAAGAAAUCUAACGAUAUCAAUGGAGGGAAUUCCAAUGAAGAAUCUACUUAUUACAAGAAAAAGACUAAGUUUGUUCCAUCACAUAACGAUUUUAUAAAAGAGUUAUUAGAAGAUAUCGAUUUCAACAAUGUAAUCAGAGAUAAGAUUCCAAUUAGAUAUAAAAAUCAAUUAUUCUUCGAAUCUACAGACUAUAUCAAAACAACAAAACCAGAGUAUUACACAUUGGACAAACGAGAAAGAGAAGACUACUACACAUUGAAGGGGUCAUCAUUAGGUGUAUAUCUUAAUGGUAAAUACCUUGGCGAUGCAUUUAAAGAUAUCAAACCAUUCCUUCCACCAUUUAGUGAAUUACAAUACAACGAAAAGUUCUAUUUUGGGUAUUGGAAGAAUGGUGAAAUAAUUGAAGAUAAUGAAAAGGAUUAUAACGAGAAUACCAGUAGCAAUACAAACAAUAGUAAUAACAGAAACAACAUCAACAAUGACAAUGGAAACAAUAAUAUCAAUACCAAUACCCAAAAGAAAGGCUUAAUAUUGAGAAAUAAAUAUGUUAAUAAUAACCAACUUGGAUAUUAUCCAACUAUUAGUUGUUUCAAUGGUGGGACAGCAAAAAUAAUAACAGAAAAAGAUGAAUGUAAAUAUUUUGAUGAAAUAAGUAAAGCCAAACAAAAUGAAUCAAUUAAAUCAUUAAAUUCAUUGUACAUGGAACAAAUUGCUGAAGAUAUCGUUUGGGAUAUAAUCGAUGAGAUAGAAGAAGAAUCGAAUAUUAUCAACAAAAAAUGA
Vanderwaltozyma polyspora DSM 70294 is the source of this 1527-nucleotide messenger RNA. RefSeq names its product Bre2p (gene BRE2). The record is from RefSeq and is a predicted model, not a curated record. Gene Ontology annotation, cellular component: Set1C/COMPASS complex. The transcript has a single exon. Gene Ontology annotation, molecular function: transcription cis-regulatory region binding; protein binding. NCBI's taxonomy places the organism in Eukaryota, Fungi, Ascomycota, Saccharomycetes, Saccharomycetales, Saccharomycetaceae. Bases 1 to 1527 code for a protein of 508 amino acids.